AUGGACUACCAGAACAGGGUGGGCCAUAAAACCGGAGGCGGUGGUCCUGCCUCCGCUCAGGAUCUUGCGGCACAUAAUCGCGAUCGGUUGCGGCGCCUUGCCCUGGAGACCUUCGACUUAGGAAAGGACCCUUACUUCCAGAAGAACCACCUAGGGCAGCUAGAAUGUCGUCUGUGCCUCACCAUCCAUGCUUCCGAUGCGUCGUAUCUGAGCCACACCCAGGGCCGGAAGCAUCAGAUGAACCUGGCAAGGCGUGCUGCCAAGGAGGAUCGCAACAACUUCUCGAUGCCUCUGCCUAAACCGGUUGGGAUGGCGAGGACGAGCUCAAUGAAGAUCGGCAGACCGGGGUACCGCAUCACGAAGAUGCACGACCCAGAAACGAAACAGUACGGCCUUCUGUUCGAGCUUGAGUAUCCGGAUAUUGAGGGAAAGCCUCGCUACAGGCUUAUGUCUGCCUUCGAACAGCGUAUGGAGCGUCCUCCAGACCCAGCCUUCCAAUUCCUGCUAUUCGCCGCGCAACCGUACGAGACCAUCGCCUUCAAGGUGCCCAACCUGGAGAUAGACGACACUCCAGGAAAGCUUUACGUCAACUGGGAGGAGACAUUGAAGUUGUACGUGCUGCAGAUCCAAUUCAGGCCUGCGCGCACUGCCAAACCACUACCUGCGUUACCGCAUCGACCUAGUGUAUACCAGGGUGUCGGACCAAAGUUCGCCUAG
Molecule: messenger RNA, 717 nt
Organism: Babesia ovata
Lineage: Eukaryota; Apicomplexa; Aconoidasida; Piroplasmida; Babesiidae
Product: splicing factor 3A subunit
Exons: 3
Coding region: 1-717 (238 amino acids)
Biological process (GO): spliceosomal complex assembly
Cellular component (GO): U2 snRNP; catalytic step 2 spliceosome; U2-type prespliceosome
Molecular function (GO): nucleic acid binding; zinc ion binding
Source: RefSeq, a predicted model, not a curated record